Messenger RNA from Mycena citricolor, 1416 nucleotides. NCBI's taxonomy places the organism in Eukaryota, Fungi, Basidiomycota, Agaricomycetes, Agaricales, Mycenaceae. The record is from the annotation of a GenBank genome assembly.
AUGUCGCCGCAGUGGAUCACCCUGAACAUUGGUGUCCGCUAUGAGACUCGUGGUCGACCUACUGGGCAAGUCUUUGGGACGAUUCACGAGGGCAAGAAUGUCCCUGCAACUUACCGCAAGCGAAAUUAUCACAGCCGUGUUGAUAACGUGGCGCCCAAGCUUCUCUAUUUUUUAGUACGCGAUACUGAAACGUGGAUCAAUGUCCACGCGGAGCUCCCAGGAUCCAGCGUGCUCUAUGAGCGUUGCCUCAAGACAUCAAAGGCUCGUGCCGACAAGGGCCAACUCGUGUUUCAGCGACCGAGAAAGCCCUUUCAAUUUGCACUUGUCAUCGACGCCAAAGAAUGGCUCAGAUAUGAAAAUUACCGUGAUGCCCGGGAGCUGGACACACUCUCUAUUCAGGAUAAUGCCGAUACCGUCUCAUCUGCGCUACGCUCGCACAUGGUACAGCGUGCCCCUGAGCCUUCGGCCCUCAAAUUGACAGUCCUGUCGGCCGCGGAGACUACUAAGAACCGAACUGCCACUGCCAGUUCGUUCAGCUCCGUUCGACCCUCUCGAUCGGCGCCAAGCUUGCAGGACUUUACUCAGCCAGAUCAAGCGCUGCCAGAGUCGCCGCUUCCAAGCUCUGGCACGAGAGAAAUUUCGUCUCAGGGUGAAUCCAGUAGCAAGAUAGCGACUUCGAAAAAGCGUGCUGCUAGUCCAAUCGACGAUUAUCAUCCGGUUGACCAGCAACGUCUUCGAAAGGCACUCAGUAUAGGCGGCUCCUUUCCCAACAUUGCGAGAGCCUUGCACACAACGGAGAUAAUCCAAUUCUUCCGUAUCACUGGGACCUCCGAUCUCAAUAAUCUCCUCGCAAAUGGCGGACAAAAAUUUGUCUGCGAUAUUGCGAAGGCGGAAGCCGGUACUCUGUCGCUCCAGCCUUCGGAGAAGCCUCUGGGGAUCGCCGUUGCCGCGAAACGCAUGUUCAAGAACAACAAGAAUACCGUCUUGAUCCGCUUCAACCCAUCGAUGAAUAUGCGCACCAUGUAUCGGAGGCAAAUCUCCUAUUCUGGGGCACUACCCUUCUCAGUUUCGUUUAUUCUUUCGCGACCUCCUAUCUUUGAAGUCCGCUUCGUCGAGGCCGGCGUUGCUCUGGUUCACAAUGCGGCGGCAGAUGGCAAGUCGAGCAAAAUGAUGACAUCACUCCGACGAUCAUAUCUCAUUGAAGAAUUAAUUGGAACGGGCAAGUUUGUGAAGUACAUCAAUAACAAUAGUGCAUCCACUGCUGUGUCAAUCUGCGUGCUCUUGAUAUCUGACUGGAUCAUCAGGACUCUCGAACGUGGUCUGUUUGGUGGUGGCAAUUCAGGCAGGUUCUUCGAGAAGUUUCCUGAGCAGCAUGUAUGCUCCGGUUACUGCAAGUUUUUUGGACUGUCUAGUCUC